CAACGAAAACCACGUGCUCGCAAAGAUAACCUUGAUUCUUGGACACCUCGGCAGCUGCUCUCACCCCUUCACCAACCACCGCUGGAAACUUACAAAACGCACGAACUGGGCAGUUUCGUGAGCGUAAUUCGCCGUUCUUGUACUGUCUAAAAGAGUAAUAUUGUCAUAUAUAACCUAAGAGGAAAACUGUCGCGAUGUCGAACAACGCUGGCAUGCAAAAAGUUCAUGAUCUUCUGGACGCGAUCAAAACGGAGUACGACACGCUUUCUCAACAGGCCAGCGUGUUAAAGAACCGUAAGAUUGACUACGAGAGCUCAGUCAUCACAUCGCAAAUCCAGGAGAUGCAGCAGAUCCAGCACUCGCUAUCGGAGCUCGAGACGCAGCACAAAAAGAUGAAGGAGAGCUACGAAGAGGAGAUCGCUUCCUUGAAGAAAAAGUUAGAGUCUAAAAAUAAUGAAACGGCGGGUCUUUCGGCGGCCGACCAGCACUUGUUUGGUAAUGACUCUACUGGCCAAGCUACUCGGCCUCAGCUGCAGGCACAGCCGUACAAGCCCGUUCUGUCACAGCCCGGCACAGCUGCUUUCCAAGCAAGCACGCAAAAGCAACCCGUUCCAUACACAGCCAUUGACGGCUCCAGCGCCAUUCAAUCCAUUCCCACUGUCCAACCACUCAAUCAUCCCCAAGGAGUGGAUUCCCUAGGAAACCCACAGCCUGGCCAGGGAACGGUUCCUGGAGCAGCGACGUUUUCUUCCGGUGGUGCCUUCCAGCAGGAUCCUUCGGCAGCCACGGCUGCUGCAAACCUUCCUCCCGGCGGUCCCAUGACACAGCCUGUUGGCCCCGGUGCUGCCACCGUGGCACAGGGUGCUUUCUACAAUAACAACGCGAACACGAACCCCAGUUCCAACAACAAUGUCAUUACUAAGCUCGAACAGACUCCCUCCACACCGGCUGAAGUCCCUGCUCCAUCUGCCCAUGUAGCAGCGGUGGGAAACCCUGUCCCGCCCUCCAACGCCGCUGACGUGAAUCCCCAGCAGCAACAGCGACAACCAUCACCCGCUGCAUCCGCUCCUAUUGACCGACGCAUGUCGCUGGAUGAACGGACGAAAGAGUCUGGUCAGGAUUGGUAUGCGGUGUAUAACGAAAAGAUGCCCAAGCGCAUGUCUAUUGGCUUGGUGCACACUCUGGAACACAAAAGCGUUGUGUGUUGUGUUCGAUUUAGUGCAGACGGCAAAUACCUGGCUACUGGUUGUAACCGUGCGGCAGAAAUUUUUGACGUACAGACGGGACAAAAACUCGCUACUUUUGAGCAAGAAAACACCAAUCCAGAGACCGACCUCUACAUCCGUAGUGUUGCGUUUAGCCCUGACGGAAAGUACCUAGUCACGGGCGCUGAGGACCGACAAAUCCGCAUGUGGGACAUAGCCACUGGCAAAGUGAAGCACGUGUUUGUCGGUCAUGAACAGGACAUCUACUCACUCGACUACAGUAGGGAUGGCCGAUACAUUGUUUCCGGCAGUGGAGACCACACCGCCCGCUUGUGGGAAGCUGAAACGGGCAAGUGUGUGCUGACGCUUGCCAUCGAAAACGGCGUCACUGCGGUUGCAUUCUCGCCCAACAAUCAAUUCAUCGCGGCGGGAAGUCUCGAUCAAGUUAUUCGCGUAUGGUCUAUUACGGGAACACUGCUCAAAAAACUCGAGGGACAUCGGGAAAGCGUGUACUCCAUUGCAUUUUCGGCCGAUGGCAAGUAUCUUGCCAGCGGAAGUCUUGACAAAACCAUGCGGCUAUGGGAGCUGAAGCUUGACGAGAACGCCAAGACUUGCUCCAAGGCGAGCGCCAUUUCGACGUACACUGGCCACUCCAACUUUGUUCUCUCCGUCGCCAUUUCUCCCAACGGGAAGUGGGCCGUCAGCGGCUCCAAAGACCGCAGCGUCCAGUUUUGGAAUCUGAAAACCGAUGAACUCUACCUGACGUUUCAAGGUCACAAGAACUCUGUUAUCUCUGUUUGUUUUAGCCCGGAUGGCAAACUUUUUGCUACUGGCAGUGGAGACCUUCGUGCUCGUAUUUGGUCCAUCGAGGAUACAGCUUGAGGAGAUCUCUAAAGCAUAUCUAUUCUUCUUCACCAUGCAUCAGAUUACCGGCUCAUCUGUCGAUGGGCCACUUUUCAAUGUCGCGCUUCUUCUAUCUAGCUCUGUACCACGGGGCACCUUGUUCUUCUUCUUCUAUGCACACCGUACGGGCACAUUGCAUACACACACCCGCACUCCUACACCCCCUCCCUACCGUCCGGCGCCCACUCCAGACUAGCAUUUCAUUUUAUCUUGCUUGUGUCUGUCGCACGCACUCUAUUGCGCAUCGAACCCCGUAAUCCGA
Molecule: messenger RNA, 2370 nt
Organism: Schizosaccharomyces japonicus yFS275
Lineage: Eukaryota; Fungi; Ascomycota; Schizosaccharomycetes; Schizosaccharomycetales; Schizosaccharomycetaceae
Product: transcriptional corepressor Tup11
Exons: 3
Coding region: 195-2087 (630 amino acids)
Biological process (GO): negative regulation of transcription by RNA polymerase II
Cellular component (GO): chromatin
Molecular function (GO): transcription corepressor activity
Source: RefSeq, a predicted model, not a curated record